Messenger RNA from Polyodon spathula (Mississippi paddlefish), 4259 nucleotides. It is a transcript of the gene crim1, whose product is annotated as cysteine rich transmembrane BMP regulator 1 (chordin-like). Gene Ontology annotation, molecular function: protein binding; serine-type endopeptidase inhibitor activity. The transcript is spliced from 17 exons. The coding region runs from base 285 to 3380 and encodes 1031 amino acids. Gene Ontology annotation, cellular component: extracellular region. The record is from RefSeq and is a predicted model, not a curated record. NCBI's taxonomy places the organism in Eukaryota, Metazoa, Chordata, Actinopteri, Acipenseriformes, Polyodontidae.
CAUAGCUACUUCUGACUCCAGAAAGAAAAGUUUUUUUGUAGAGUGGAGAAAAACUAGGAAGAAACUUUGUCGUAUGCUGCAUAUUCGUGCACAGUGAGGGAGAGUAGUUUUAUUUUAAAUCGAGAUCAGUGUUAAAGAACCAUCGUUUUUUAACCAACACUGUCUUACAUGAAAAAAGUUUAAGGAAACGAGAAAAAAAUAAGAUCACAACCUGCCUUUGCUGGAACCAUAUCUUUCGAUUUGAUUUCUAUUUUGUUGCUGCCUUCUUGGAUAAAUUAUUACAAAUGGCUUCUUCUAUGAUGUACCUUACUGCGAAAUGCAUGCUAAUUGCCCAACUUCUGAUCCUGAUGGCAAAAAGUAGCAGAGCGCUUGUGUGUCUGCCCUGUGAUGAAUCGAAAUGCGAGGAGCCCAAGAACUGUCCGGGCAGUGUAGUUUUGGGUAUCUGCGGUUGCUGCUCGGUUUGUGCGAAGCAAAAGAACGAGAGCUGCGGGGGAGUCUAUGGACUGUACGGGACUUGUGACCGUGGUCUGCGGUGUGUCAUCAGACCCCCACUCAACGGUGAUUCCAUUACGGAAUAUGAAGUUGGGGUUUGUGAAGAUGAAAACUGGGAUGAUGAUCAGCUGCUUGGAUUUGAGCCUUGCAAUGAGAACCUGAUAACGGGCUGCAACAUAAUAAAUGGGAAAUGUGAGUGUGACAGCAUUCGGACCUGUAAUAAUCCAUUUGAAUUUCCAAGUCAAGAAACUUGUAUGUCGGCACUAAAGAGGAUCGAAGAUGAGAAGCCUGACUGCUCAAUAGCACGCUGUGAGGUGCAGUUCUCUCCGCGUUGUCCGGAGGACUCGAUUUUGAUUGAGGGCUAUGCCCCCCCGGGGGAGUGCUGUCCUCUGCCCAGCCGCUGUGUCUGUAACCCUGCCGGCUGCCUGCGCAAGGUCUGCCAGCCUGGAUACCUCAAUAUCCUCGUCUCCAAAGCCUCUGGAAAACCUGGCGAGUGCUGCGACCUGUAUGAGUGUAAACCAGUUUUCAGUGUGGACUGCAGCACAGUGGAGUGCCCUCCUGUUCAGCAGGUCAUCUGCCCAGCUGACAGCUAUGAAACCCAGGUCAGACUCACUGCGGAUGGCUGCUGCACUCUGCCCACAAGGUGCGAGUGUUUGCCGGGGAUGUGUGGUUUCCCCCAGUGUGCCUCAGGAACUAUCCCCCGCAUCGUCUUCCUUGGCGACAGCUCACCUGGCAAGUGUUGUGAUGUGUUUGAAUGCGUCAAUGAAACCAAGCCAGCCUGCAUCUUCCACGGGGUGGAGUACUUUGACGGGGACAUGUUUCGCAUGGACGCCUGCCGCUUCUGCCGCUGCCAGGGUGGCGUCUCGAUCUGUUUCUCUGCGCAGUGCGGGGUGCUACACUGCGACAGAUACUAUGUGCCAGAGGGAGAGUGUUGCCCCGUCUGUGAAGAUCCCAUCUACCCUGUGCUCAACUUUGCUGGCUGUUAUGUCAACGGACAGAUCUUGGCACAUGGUGACCAUUGGAGAGAGGAUGAUUGCACUUUCUGCCAGUGCAUCAGUGGGGAUGCCCGCUGCGUGGCGGCAGCAUGUGGUCAUAGCUGCCUAAACCCUGUGGAAGUCCCUGGGGAGUGCUGUCCUGUGUGUGAAGAACCAACAUACAUCACAAUUGGACCACCUACCUGUGAGCUGUUGGAGAACUGCACUUUGAUGGAAAGGGACUGUAUCUAUGGCUUUAGACUGGACAUUAAUGGCUGCCGCACCUGCCACUGCAAAACCAGAAAGGAGUUGUGUAGUGAUCUGAUAUCAGACUGUGCCCUCGACUGCCCGUUUGGGUUCCAGACAGAUGCCCAUGGCUGUGAAAUCUGCCAGUGCCGCCCACGUCCAAAGAAAUGCAAGCCUGUUGUCUGUGACAAGGAAUGUCCUUUUGGAUACAUGAAGAACAAGCAUGGAUGUGAUACUUGCCGCUGCAAGAAGUGCCCAGAAGUACCAUGUGACAAAGACUGUCCAGUGGGUUUCGAGCAAGACAAUAUUGGCUGCCUUAUCUGCAAAUGCAGAGAAAUGUCCACUUCAGUAGGUCCUCCAGUAAAAACUGGUUCUUGCCUGUCCAUGGAUGGUAGGCGUCAUGAGAGCCGGGAAAACUGGCAUGACGGUUGCAGAGAGUGUUACUGCCACAACAGCCGGGAGAUGUGUGCCCUCAUCACUUGCCCAGUUCCUGCCUGUGACAACCCCUCCAUCCGGCAUGGGCAGUGCUGCCCAUCUUGCCCAGACGACACCAGUUCUUGGACACCAGAGCUGAGCAACUCCUCUAUCUGUCAUGCUCCCGGGGGAGAGUAUUUUGUGGAAGGCGAGACGUGGAACAUUGACUCCUGCACUCAGUGUACCUGCCACAGUGGAAGAGUGCUGUGUGAAACCGAGGUUUGCCCGCCCCUCCUCUGCCAGAACCCUAUCAGAACACAGGACUCCUGCUGCCCACACUGCCCAGAUGAGCCCUUCCUGCCCUUGUCACCUAGCAACGAGAGCAUUCCAGGCUACUGCAAGAAUGAGGAAGGGGACAUCUUCCUGGCAGCUGAGUCAUGGAAGCCCAACGUGUGCACCAGCUGUGUCUGCUUGGACGGGGCAAUCAGCUGCUUCUCAGAGUCCUGCCCUCCAGUUGCUUGUGCUCGGCCUGUUCUGAGGAAAGGCCAGUGCUGCCCCUAUUGUCUUGAGGAUACUGUACCAAAGAAAGCAGUGUGCCAUUUCAACGGGAAGACUUACGCAGAUGAGGAGAGGUGGGACAUCGAUAGCUGCACUCAUUGCUACUGCUUGCAGGGUCAGACCCUUUGCUCCACUGUUAGCUGCCCCGCAUUGCCCUGUGUGGAACCCAUAAAUGUAGAGGGGAGUUGUUGCCCUAUGUGUUCAGAGAUGUACGUGCCUGAACCUACCAACAUUCCCAUUGAGAAGACCGACCAGAGAGGAGAGGUUGAAUUGCAUGAGCCCUUUUGGCCAACAGGCAGUGAGAAUGAGAUCUUACCACAGUUCAGAGGAGAAAUGGGGAACCUCAAAAUGGAGUACACUGAGGGGAAGGUCCCGAUGCCAAGCGAGGACACCACCUUCCACUACGUCGCCUGGGUAACCCUGCCUAUAAUGAUGGCUCUGGUUGCAAUAGUCACUCUUCUCCUGAUCAAUCAGAAGAAGCAAUGGAUACCUGUGCCCUGCUAUAGAGCUCCUACAAAGCCUACAUGUUUGAAUAACCAGCUGGUGUAUGUGGACUGUAAGAAAGGCAUGAUGGUCCAGGUAGACAGUCCUCAGCGGAUGCUGAGGCUUGCAGACCCAGACUCCAGAUACAGCGGCUCCUACAGCAUGCAAAAACAGAACAACCUGCAGGCAGACAACUUCUACCAAACAGUGUGAGGAACUACUGCACCAUCAGAAACAGAACACAAGUGACUUAACUGUUAUCUGAAACACAAAAUAAAUAAAUAAAUAAUAAUAAUAAUAAUAAUAAUAAUAAUAAUAAUAAUAAUAAUAAAUAAUAAUAAUAAAAAAAGCAUUAUUAUAUUUGGGAUUGUGAAUUAAUGUACUGCUCUGGAAUAUGACAGAUUGUGCCUCCUGCAGCGUGUCAGAAAAUAGCAUUCCUGCUUUUCAUUGUGAUCGCCUGACCAGUGUUUCAUAGAACACUGUGACACCAAAGUUCUAAAUUACUAAAGUUGUAUUUGCUUGUAUUAUUGCUGUCGAUGGAUCAGGCCAUCAGUGUGGAAGCUCAGUCUUUCAGACUGGCAGAAGACAUGGGGGUCUCGAACCAGGCAUCUGGACAUUGGCUUUUCUUGUUGCUCUGAACCUACCUUUGAUGGAGCCCAACUCACUAAAAGGACAAUCCCUAAAGGAUGAAGCAGUGUGACCUUUUAACCUUUGCUAGAUGCAUAAUCGUAGACUGGAAUCUUCUAAGGCCGCAGGCCUCAUGUAUUUGCGUAAUUUUUACAACGGUGGGUUUACGCUUAAAAUAAACAAAUAUACUUUUCUUUUUUUUUAAAUACAGAAAACUAGAAACAUAACAAAAAGGGUGUGUUGAUGUUUAACAUAUAAACUAUACUGUGUGCUGCUUAUAUUUUUCAAAUGGCCAGUUUUUACCAGGACAGGUAGCAAAGGACUUGAGGCCUACUAUAUUCUGUGUUUGAUCACUGGAUCCUGAAGCGACUGUACUAGACAGAAGUCUGAUGACUUCCUUGUGUUGGUUAUCUUGAAAUCGUUGUGUUUUCUGUGGGUUCUGAAGGUUGGAAAAACAAGAUAAUA